AUGUCGUUGCUAACUGGAUUCGUAGUCAGAACUCGACCGGGCAAAGGCAGUUGGCUGGGGUACGUUUCCCGCUCUGACCCACGGGGGGCUUUACCAGCGUGGCUUGUUAACAGGGUAACAGCACAACUGGCACCUCGCUUAGUACAGCAGCUGCACGCAGCUGCUCGCCGCUAUCCCGGUUGGAAGGCACUAACAGACUUACCCUAUCACAAACCCUGGAUACAUCCGGAGCAGGUGCCUCCGCACAGGAUCUCACUGGCUGAUUGUGUCGAUCCUGACGCGCCUCCACCACCUGUAGAACCAAAACCAGACACAUCAAAAUCAAAACUGGUGGUCCCUCAACCCAGAGAAAUUGAAAGCCACAGCGUUGAAGACCUCGGUGACUUAUCAUCAGAAUUCAGCGUAGAAGUAGAAGAAGAUACCGUAGAUCACGGCCACGAUCCUACUAAGAAGAAAGGGAAGUUUUACAGACUUGUCAAGUCGAUGAAGAAUAGGAGAAAAAGUGUCCAGGUAGCCAAGAGUGCGGACAAUCUGGUAGAGAAACCGAUGGAAGAACGUCACGAGAAAAAGAAGAUGUUCAAGUUCCACAGACGUUUCAGUCUAAGCAGGGGAAAGGAGGAUUGA
Molecule: messenger RNA, 624 nt
Organism: Arctia plantaginis
Lineage: Eukaryota; Metazoa; Arthropoda; Insecta; Lepidoptera; Erebidae
Source: the annotation of a GenBank genome assembly